Mugil cephalus (flathead mullet) is the source of this 3336-nucleotide messenger RNA. RefSeq names its product myosin light chain kinase b (gene mylkb). Lineage: Eukaryota; Metazoa; Chordata; Actinopteri; Mugiliformes; Mugilidae. The transcript has 19 exons. Gene Ontology annotation, biological process: protein phosphorylation. Gene Ontology annotation, molecular function: protein binding; ATP binding; protein kinase activity. The record is from RefSeq and is a predicted model, not a curated record. The coding region runs from base 408 to 3032 and encodes 874 amino acids.
CCAGCCGUGCAACAGCAGGAGGAAGAGGAGGAGGAGGAGGAGGAGGAGGAACUGGUGGGAUCGAGGUACUGAGAGGAGGUUCCGGGGGAGGAGGAGGAGGAGGAGGAGGAGGAGGAAGAGUGGAGCAGAGGAGCAGCAGCACUAGUUUCAGUCUACAGUGGCAGGAGGCCAACCGGGAGAACCCACAACUCCUGCACCUGCACUAGGAGGAGAAGAAGGAGGAGGAGGUGGAGGAGGUGGAGGAGGAGGAGGACGACCAGGAGUCUUCAUCAGGCCUUCCCAGGGAGUGUGGGUAAGAGGAGGUGCAACAGAAGUAGGCACAGCAGCUGGACUAGAGCUCACUGCUGGGACAGAGAUCUCCACCAGCACCCAGAGGAGGACGAGGAGCCGAGGGAGGAGGCGUCCCCAUGGAUUUUAAGGCCAACCUGAAGGGCGUCAAAGCCAAGACGGAGGAGAAGGUGACUUCCCCCCCCCAGAAGGUGGACUUCCGCAGCGUCCUGGGGAAGAAGGGCAGCGCCAAACCUCCGGAGCCCCCCAAGAACACCAACACCACCAACACAGCAGACUUCCGCUCGGUCCUCGGCAACAAGAAGAAGAGCCCCAACCCCGAGAAGAACGGAGAGGGGGGCAAGAACUGUGUGGAUGGAGGGAUUAACGAGAAGACGAGCCCCGCAGGAGGAGGUGGAGAAGGAGGAGGAGGAGGAGGAGGAGGAGGAGGAGGAGGGAAGGCCCCGGAGUUCGUGGAGAAGCUCAGCGAUGUGACGGUGUUGGAUGGACAACCUCUCCGGCUCCAGUGUCGCCUCGACGACGUCAACGCCACCGUCACCUGGACCCUGGACGGGAAAGUCAUCAAAGCCUCCAAGUUCAUCGUCCUCAGCAAUGAAGGUCAGAGGUCAAUACGCGUUCUGAUUGACCCGGCAGAAAACUCUCCGGCCGACAAGAAGUCCAAGAAGGCGACUCCGACCUCAGAGAGUGAAGCCAGAAUAAAGAAGCCGACUGCAAAGACUCCUCCCAAACAAGCGAUGCCUCCUCAGAUCCUGCAGUUCCCCGAGGACAUGAAGAUCCUUGCCGGGGAGAAGGUGGAGAUCCUCUGCAAGUUCUCUGGAGCUCCUCCCAUCACCUGCACCUGGCUGAAGUUCAGGAAACCAAUCCAGGGGGACUCAUGUGAUACGUCCAUAGAGAGUAAUGACAGCAGCAGUAAACUGACCAUCAGCAGUGGACAACAGGACCACUGUGGCUGCUACACCAUCGAGCUGAGGAACAGCUACGGCCUCCGUCAGGCUGCCCUCAACCUCACCAUCGUCGAUAAACCCGACCCCCCCGCCAAGGUUCCUGCUGCCUCAGAUAUCCGGCGGUCCAGUCUGACUCUGUCGUGGUACGGGCCGACCUACGACGGAGGCAGCGCCGUCCAGUCCUACAACCUGGAGAUCUGGGACUCGGUGGACCAGCAGUGGAAACACCUGGUAUCCUGCAACAGCACCUCCUACAACGUCCAGAACCUCCUGCCAGACCGCCAGUAUAAGUUUCGUGUCCGGGCCGAGAACAUCUACGGAGUGGGAGAACCGAGCGUGGAGUCAGAACCUGUGACUGUUGGACUGGUAGACGAUGACAACCAGGAGGAGGUCGAGGCCGAGGAGGACGAUGAAGACGUGGAGAAGGAGCCUGAAUACAGAGACGUGACGAUCAAGACGGAGGUGAAGGUGAAGGAGCUCUACGACGUGGAGGAGCGGCUGGGAACGGGGAAGUUCGGCCAGGUCUUCAAGCUGGUGGAGAAGGCCACUAAGAAGGUGUGGGCAGGGAAGUUCAUUAAGGCGUACUCAGCCAAGGACAAGGAGAACGUCCGGCAGGAGAUAGGCAUCAUGAACAGCCUCCACCACCCCAAACUGGUCCAAUGCGUCGACGCCUUCGAGGCCAAAUCAGACAUCGUCAUGGUGCUGGAGAUGAUCUCUGGAGGCGAGCUGUUUGAGAGAAUCAUCGACGAGGACUUUGAGCUGUCAGAGAGGGAGGUCAUCAAAUACAUGCUGCAGAUCAUAGACGGUGUCGGCUUCAUCCACAAACAGGGCAUCGUCCACCUGGACCUCAAACCAGAGAACAUCAUGUGUGUCAACAAGACGGGUAGCCAGAUCAAACUCAUCGACUUCGGCCUCGCCAGACGACUAGAAAAUGCAGGAACUCUGAAGGUUUUGUUUGGGACUCCAGAGUUUGUGGCUCCAGAGGUCAUCAACUAUGAAGCUAUCAGCUACACGACGGACAUGUGGAGUAUAGGAGUCAUCUGCUACAUCCUGCUGAGCGGUCUAUCUCCUUUCAUGGGGGACAAUGAUAACGAGACACUGUCUAAUGUCACUUCGGCGACCUGGGACUUUGAGGACGAGGCCUUUGAUGAAAUCUCUGAUAAUGCCAAAGACUUCAUCACCAAGCUGCUGAAAAAAGACAUGAAGGCUCGGCUGUCCUGUCCUCAGUGCUUCGAACAUCCCUGGCUGAAACAAGACACUAACACCAUGAAGGCCAAGAAGCUGUCCAAGGAGAGGAUGAAGAAGUACAUCUUGAGGAGGAAGUGGCAGAAAACAGGUCAUGCUGUCCGAGCCAUUGGAAGACUGUCGUCCAUGGCCAUGAUGGCAGGUGUCAGCGCCAAGAAGGGAUCUCCUACUGAAGAGGACAACCAGUUCCUGGAGUGUUUGGAGUACGAGCAGAAGACAGAGUGUAAGCCCACCUUCAGCUCAGUCAUCAAGGACGUGGAGGUGGUGGAGGGCAGCGCCGCUCGCUUUGACUGCAAGAUAGAAGGUUAUCCCGACCCAGAGGUGGUGUGGUACAAAGAUGACCAGCCCAUCAAAGAGACCCGACACUUCCAGAUUGACUACGACGAGGAAGGAAACUGCAGCCUGGUCAUUUCAGAGGUCUCAGGAGAUGACGACGCCAAGUACACGGUGAAGGCUGUCAACAGUCUGGGGGAGGCCACCUGCACCGCAGAGCUCCUGGUGGAGGUGAUGGCUGGAGAGGAGGAGGAGGAGGAGGAGGAGGAGGAGGAGGAGUGAAGGGACGGCUUAGACUCCCACAGGAGGAGGUUUCAGACAUGAGCAGGAAAUAUUGCCCAUAAAGACCCUCCUGUGAUUGGAGGAGCAGGUGGGCGGAGUCUGAAAUGUUCUGUUUCUAAAACUUCAUGAAUUUAUUUAAACUAGAGCUGUCAAACCAUUAAAUGUUUAAUCAGUUUAAUCCGUGGAUUAAUUCAGAUUAAUCAGAUUAAAUCUCUAUUGAUUCGUUUCAUUGUUGAUGAUGAACUGACUCCAGGAACAAGAGAAUAUAUCUGCACUGAACGAGUUCAUUCAACACCUUCAACAC